Molecule: messenger RNA, 1688 nt
Organism: Dermacentor andersoni
Lineage: Eukaryota; Metazoa; Arthropoda; Arachnida; Ixodida; Ixodidae
Source: RefSeq, a predicted model, not a curated record
GAUUAAAUCUCGCCCCCCACCGCUCCUGUAUCCCCCUCCGGCCAAGAGACGCGCGCCGAUCUACGCAGAAGGCCCGGCAGCAGUCCACAGGUGCUGUUGUAUACGCGCUCGAGAAGCCGUCCCCGAGAACCAUCACCGAGUCGACCGGCAUGGCUGUUAUAGCGCGGACGAUGCACUGGUGCCUAGCCGCCUGCUUUGCGCUGGCCGUUGGGCUUGUCCGGGAGGCGCACGCCAUCGAUGACCAUCAGCUAUCCCAAGACCUGCUGGACCUGAAGCUGCUGGGCCUCCGGCUGGAGACGAAGCUCACUAUUCUCGAAGGCCUGAUGAACAAGCUGAGCGCCAGCUCCAACAAGUGCAGCCAGGGUGGCCGCACAGGGGGUCCGGACACCGACACUGAAGUAGCCACCAGCGACACCCAGGAGCGAAUCUUACGCGCCCAGCAGGCCAUCAUCGACAUCAGCAACCGCAACACCGUCGAGCUGGAGAAUCUGUCGCAGCUCGUCACCACGCAGACGGCCAAGCUGGCCAACCGCUCCGACGCCAUGCUCGGCCUUCUGAAGUCUUCCGAGCUCGUAAACCGGCGGCCACCUGCUCAGGAAACCAUCUCACAGGGCCGUAGGCACCACCAGCCUUAGCAGAGCCCCGACUCAUGGCUGACCGGGGAUUCGCGUCACAAAUUAUCUCCUUUUCUUUCCACGUGAACGGUUUGAAAUGAACGGUGCGCAAUAAAUUGAAGGCCGGGAACGUUACGGCGCCCGUCAGUUCUUUGUGCACUGUUCACAUGGGAUGUAUGAGACAACGUCAUCAAUCGGAGACUCACGUCACUUCAUCAUACAGUGUGGCGCGUACAAUAGUGAACGAGAACCGUUCGUGUAUGCGUGGGAUUUGUAGGAGGAAAAUGUUUGCUGUGAGUGCGUUCUAAUAAAAGCUAUACUCUUCCUCAGUAAACUGAAACGCGGGAAGUAUUGCGCCAGGCCUUGUUGAAGGGAGUUGAGACUAUAAGAUACGGUGGUGGUGUGCUGUAGCAUUCUUGCAAAAUGUAUGUCGGAUCUGGUGUUAAAUAACGGUUCUCAGCCGCCCUCUCGGAGACCAACGCAAUCCCAAAAGCACUGUGCAUGCGAACCACCGAAUAGAGUGGUCAUUGGGCCUAGGUCUGCGCAGUAAAAUUCCAAACAUGUAGGCUCGGUCUCCGUUCGUGCCUCCUUGUGCAGUUUGAUGAACGCCGGAAUAUGCCCAUCAGCGCUUAAUAUGCUGAUAAUGCAGACGCUUCAUACGUGCGACCGAUUGGUUUCGCGUAUAAAACGACUGCAUCUGGAAGUUAUUUUCGAUAUAAUUUAUGCGUGUUUUCUGGGGCGUCUGUCACUUCUUGCGUGCUGCAGUAAGAUUGGAAUAGUAAUUUCAGUGUGUGAGUGUGUUUGUUCAGAACUUCUUUUACCAUUGUGAGAGCCAUGUGAGUGUGCAUAGUAUAUGUGUAAUAGUGACUAAUACAAAAUGCUGACGGCAUCAACGGUAAGUUCAUUCGCUGCUGCAGUGUGUUGUCAGUCAACGAGUUGUCAGUCGGUGCUGUGUACGUCGGCUCUGCCUUCGUCCUGUCCUUCGGGCCGUUCUUACCCCUUUAAUUCAUUCACCAUUGUCCUGCAUCAUUUCUGCGGAGUUAUUGAUAUUAAAAUUAACUGUCAUGCACCAAA